AUGUCAAACAAAGAGGAAACAAAAGCAAAGACUGUUGACUACACACCUGUAAGAUCCAUUCUAAAUGACAAAUGGGAUGUUGUCUUAUCUAAUAUGAUUGUUAAAAUGGGCCUAGGCUUUGGAGUAGGUGUUGUUACUUCUGUGCUUUUCUUUAAGCGUCGCAGCUUCCCAGUAUGGCUUGGUGUAGGCUUCGGUGCAGGUAGAGGCUAUUCUGAAGGUGAUGCUAUCUUCCGUUCUACUGCAGGUUUGAGAUCAGUGAAGGUUUAA
Messenger RNA from Nakaseomyces glabratus, 267 nucleotides. It is a transcript of the gene MIC10, whose product is annotated as Mic10p. NCBI's taxonomy places the organism in Eukaryota, Fungi, Ascomycota, Saccharomycetes, Saccharomycetales, Saccharomycetaceae. Gene Ontology annotation, cellular component: MICOS complex; mitochondrial inner membrane; mitochondrion. The record is from RefSeq and is a predicted model, not a curated record.